Brassica oleracea var. oleracea is the source of this 936-nucleotide messenger RNA. Its product is annotated as protein BOBBER 1-like. The coding region runs from base 72 to 911 and encodes 279 amino acids. Gene Ontology annotation, biological process: protein folding. Gene Ontology annotation, cellular component: cytoplasm. NCBI's taxonomy places the organism in Eukaryota, Viridiplantae, Streptophyta, Magnoliopsida, Brassicales, Brassicaceae. The transcript has 6 exons. The record is from RefSeq and is a predicted model, not a curated record.
AAUAUUUUCAUUUCCCCCUUGAGCUGGUCUAGAGCAAAACCCUAGAAACGAAAACCCCCCCCCCCACCACAAUGGCGAUCAUCUCCGAGGUUGAAGACGAAAGCAGCACCCGACCCAGGAUCCUCCCGUUCAGGGCGACGCUCGAUUCCUCAAACCCAUCAAGUUUCUUGGAGAAAGUUUUCGACUUUCUCGGCGAACAGAGCGAUUUUCUCAAGAAACCCUUCGCAGCCGAGGAGAUCUCCGCCGCGGUUAGGGCGGCGAAGGAUAAGCUGAGAACGGCCGAGAAGAAAGCUGAGAAGAAGCCUGUGGAGAAGGAGAGCGUGAAGCCAGCCAUGGCUGCUUCAAGCUCAGAGCCCAUUCAAGUGGAGGAGAAGAAACAAGAAGCUGCCCCCAUUGCUCCUAACAAAGGCAAUGGUUAUGUCCUUGAGAAUUACUCAUGGGUCCAGACUCUCCAGGAGGUCACUGUCAACAUUCCAGUGCCUACUGGCACUAAAGCACGCUCUGUUGUUUACGAGAUCAAAAAGAACCGUCUUAAGCUUGGUCUCAAGGGACAGGAUCCAAUCAUCGAUGGAGAGCUCUACCGAUCUGUGAAGCCUGAUGACUGCUACUGGAACAUCGAGGAUCAAAAGAUGAUUUCGAUUCUGUUGACUAAGCAAGAUCAGAUGGAGUGGUGGAAAUGCUGCGUGAAAGGUGAACCUGAGAUCGAUACACAGAAGGUUGAACCGGAGAACAGUAAAUUAGCUGACCUUGACCCUGAAACUCGCUCCACUGUUGAGAAGAUGAUGUUUGAUCAAAGGCAAAAGCAGAUGGGUCUUCCAACAAGUGAUGAGCUACAGAAGCAAGACAUUCUCAAGAAAUUCAUGUCUCAGCAUUCAGAGAUGGACUUCUCAAACGCAAAGAUUAACUACUGAUGCUGCUCUGCCGGAAAAAAAAAAA